Messenger RNA from Lampris incognitus (smalleye Pacific opah), 2160 nucleotides. It is a transcript of the gene garem2, whose product is annotated as GRB2 associated, regulator of MAPK1-like. The transcript is spliced from 7 exons. Lineage: Eukaryota; Metazoa; Chordata; Actinopteri; Lampriformes; Lampridae. The record is from RefSeq and is a predicted model, not a curated record. The coding region runs from base 1 to 2160 and encodes 719 amino acids.
AUGGACAAGUUGUCGGCGAGCGUAUCGGAGAUCGCAUGGAGUCCGUCGGCGCUGCCGCUGGACGCGGUGGUCAGCAAGUUCCGUCUGCCCACCCUGGUUCGCCUAGCCCACGCGGAGUGUGUUGAGGGCCUGUCAGAGGACGACGUGGUGCUGUUACACUCCUGCCGCCAGUGGACCACGGUGACGGCCCACAGCUUAGAGGAGGGACAUUACGUCAUAGGUCCCAAGAUAGACAUCCCUCUGCAGUACCAGGGAAAGUUCAAGCUGUUGGAUGAGGACCGAGAUAUCAGGGAUCCGGUCCAGUACUUCUCCAGCGUGGAGGAGGUGGCUGCAGUCUUCCCUGACCGAGUCUUCGUCAUGGAAACCAUCACUUUCACUGUCAAGGUUGUAUCCGGAGAAUUCAGCGAGGACAGCGAGGCCUACAGCUUCACUCUGCAGGCAGGGGAUGAGCUGUCACUCAUGGGCAAGGCGGAGCUUCUCUGUGCCACACCCUCACGAGAGAAGACGGGGCUGAGUGCUCUGCUGAGACGCCUUGGAAAGACACCCAAAAGUAAAACCCCCUGCCUGGUGUGCAUGAACCAUCGCACCAACCAGAGUGUCAGCCUGCCUUUCGCCUGCCGUGGGCGCUUUUGCACACGCUCUCCUCUGGAACAGGGCAUGCUGGGAGCAGAGCACACGGUGCGCAGUGUCAUAGAGAGGGUGCGCCUCCCGGUGAACGUGUCCGUGCCCUCGAUGCCCCCCAGGAACCCCUAUGACCGGCACGCGGUGCGGGAAGGCCACCGCUACAAGUUGCUCAACAUCGUCAGCAAGACGGUAGUGCUUUGCUUGGUGCUUCGCAGACAGGAAGUGUCCCCUUCCCACUUCCUGCUCCUACGCUGCAUGCCUCGUUUCAAUGUGGCCGAGGCCUCUGUCCACACCGUGGCGGUGGAGAGCCUUCUUCUCCGACACGCGUUCGAUCCCGACGCCUACUCCCGCGCCGUGAGGGAGACGCUCCCCGAGCUGGAGUGCAUGACGGAAGAGUGCGUGAGCCCGCGGCGGUCUCGCGUGUGCGUGUCCGGCCAGGACUCGCUGGUGCCGGCGCUGCAGCGCCUCUCCCUGUGUGGCUACAGAAGCGGGGUCUCGGACAGCCUAUCGCAGCACUGCAGGGACUCGCUAGGGGAGGGGCCGGGGGAGGAGCGAGAGUACGUGACUCCCGAGUGGCCGGAAGCUGAGAUAAGGACCAGCGAGGAAAUCCCCUACGAAGAACUCUGGACCAAUCAGAGUGCAGAGAGCUUGGGCAAGGAGCCAAACCUCAUCUCCUUCCACUCCUCUUCCUCAUUGGAUGGUUCUGUGGGCACCGUGGUGACGAGAGUGUCCACCCCACCCCCCGUACCCCCAAAGUCAGAUGCUGUGAGAGAGGAGUGUCGGUUCUUGAUCGCCCCUCCCGUCCCCCCUCGCUGCUCUAAAGGGGGCGUGGUCACCAGCCCCGCCCCCAGCCCCCCUGUCCCUCCUCGCUUCUGCAAGGCCUCCAGUGCGCCCAGGCCCAGCGUCUCCUUCUACUCCUCUGGGCUGCAGGAGAGCUGUUCCCCCUCUCCAGACACCUCUUUGUACUGUUACCCUUGCUCCUGGGCCGACUCUCCCGCCCCAACGCCUGCCCAUUCCAGUCCGGAGCAGAUUCCCUCCUUCCCUGCAGACAGCACAGCCAAUCCUCAGCCAGCGCAGGCCACCUGGGCGGAGCCAUGGUUAGACACCUAUCAGUCCAAUCCUCGACUAAGGCCGACCCCCCAGAGCCGAUUCGCUCCCUUCGGAGCGCUGAACCCCUUCAUCCGCCAAUCCUCUUGCCCAUCUCCUGAGCCCUCAGCCAAUCCUACGUUAGAUUCUUCCCGAGGUGCAGAAGGGGGUGGGACUUCAACUGGGGUCAUUGAGGGGUUGACCCCACCGAGUGACCCCACCUGGCGCCCGCCUUCCGAUCUGUCUGCUCUCUCAUUGGAGGAGGUGUCUGCCUGCCUAAGAUUCAUUGGCCUGUCUGAGGCGGCGGUAGCGGUGUUCCAGAGGGAGCGAAUAGAUGGCAGCCUCCUGGUGCAGUUAAAUGAGGACAUCCUGUCACAUGACUUCCACCUGAGCCGACUGCAUGUAACCAAGAUCACACAAUUCAUUCAGGGCUGGAGGCCCAAGAUCUAA